CGGUUGCUCAGGCGGGGCUACGAUGUGGGCGGGUGCAAAUCUGGUGAGAGGCUUUUGGGCAAAAAUCUGCUAGUAGUCGUCGGGUUGACGUCGCAGUGCUGCCGGGAAUUAACACGCUCUCUGCUUUGAAGACCACAAUAAACAGCUGUACUCGGUACUUAGCGGCAAUCAUCAACUAUGGCAGCUCAGUGUGUUACCAAGGUGGAACUGACCGUGUCCUGUGACAACCUUCUGGACCGGGAUAUUGGUUCCAAAUCAGACCCUCUCUGUGUUUUGUUGAUGAGCAGCUCGGACUCCAAGUGGUAUGAGGUGGCACGUACUGAGAAAGUCCAGAAUUGUCUCUCCCCAAAGUUUGCCAAGAAGUUUAUCAUCGAUUACUACUUUGAGAUUGUGCAAAAGCUCAAGUUUGGCAUUUACGACAUAGACAACAAGACCAUCGACCUGAGUGAUGAUGACUUCCUUGGGGAACUGGAGACCACCUUAGGCCAGGUGGUGUCCAGUAAAAAACUGACAAGACCACUUGUCAAGAAGAACAAAACACCAGCAGGGAAAGGAACUAUCACUAUAAGUGCAGAAGAAAUCAAAGACAACAGGGUUGCAAACUUUGAAGUGGAAGCGAGAAAACUGGAUAACAAAGAUUUCUUUGGAAAGUCCGAUCCUUUCCUGGAGUUUUACAAGCAGACGCCAACUGGAUGGCAGCUAGCUCACAGGACAGAGGUGGUGAAGAACAACUUGAAUCCAACAUGGAGACCUUUCAGAAUCCCACUGCAGUCUCUGUGUGGAGGCAACAUGGACCAACCUAUAAAAGUUGAAUGCCACGACUACGACAAUGACGGCUCACAUGAUCUCAUUGGUAUCUUUGAGACAACGAUGACACGCCUGCAGGGGGCGUCACGAACAUCUCCGGCUGAAUUUGAAUGCAUCAACAGCAAAAAGAAACAGAAGAAAAAAGGCUACAAGAACUCUGGGGUUGUUAGUGUGAAACUGUGCCAGGUGGUGAAGGAGUACACGUUUCUGGAUUAUAUUAUGGGAGGUUGUCAACUGAAUUUCACCGUUGCUGUUGACUUCACCGGCUCCAACGGGGACCCCAGGUCUCCCUCCUCUCUACAUUACAUCAGUCCUCAUGGAGUAAACGAGUACCUGUCUGCUAUCUGGUCUGUGGGGAAUGUCAUCCAGGACUAUGACAGUGACAAGAUGUUUCCUGCUUUUGGCUUUGGAGCUCAGAUUCCGCCAACAUGGCAGGUCUCCCACGAGUUCCCUCUGAAUUUCAACAUGUCAAAUCCUUUCUGUGCCGGUGUUGAGGGGAUCGUGGAGGCCUACAGGGUUUGUCUUCCUCAAGUCAAACUCUACGGUCCCACCAACUUCUCUCCGAUCAUCAAUCAUGUAGCUUGUUUUGCAAAGCAAGCCCUGCAGCAGACCACGGCUUCGCAAUACUUUGUCUUGCUGAUCAUCACUGACGGAGUGAUCACCGACAUGGACGACACACGCAGCGCCAUCGUCAACGCCUCGCGCUUGCCCAUGUCCAUCAUCAUCGUGGGAGUUGGUGGAGCAGACUUCACAGCAAUGGAGUUCCUGGACGGCGACGACGGCCGUCUCCGCUCGCAGACUGGGGAGUCCGCCAUGAGGGACAUAGUUCAGUUCGUCCCGUUCAGGCAGUUCCAAAACGCACCCAGCCAGGCUCUUGCACAAAGUGUUUUGGCCGAGUUACCUCAACAAGUGGCCUCCUUCUUCAAUUUAUUCAAACUGAAGCCUCCUCGUGACCCCAAUCCUUCAUAGGAGUACCCCCACAGAUCUCCAAAAGAGGCGCUGGCGAAGAGCGUGUUGGCUGAAGUCCCGGGUCAGCUGAUGGAGUUCUGCAACACAAUGAAGCUGAAACCACCCAACUCUAAUCCUGCAGCAGCGGUUUAAAACAAGCACACAAGGAUGCCAAGAGGAUUCCUGCCUGCAGAGCAGGUGUGUUUACAGAAACAUGAUAUCCGGUUUAACAGUAUCGCCACUCCAUACAUGUUGAAUAUUACAUUCUAAGAAAAGUAAGGGCACCAUGUAUCACUUGUAAUGCUGAAAAAGUGUUAUACUAAUGAAGCAUUCCUUUUUGUGUACAGUAGAAAAGCAAAUCUCUUUUGUUUGCCAUAACUAACUUUAAUAUCAACUUGUGAGCUACAUGAAUAAGUUUAACAAUUACCUACUAGAUAAUUAUUCAGCCAUUCUUCAUUUGCCAAAAUUUGUGCCAAGAGUAUUCGCUGGAAUUUAUUUUUAUAUAUACUUUUAGUGACCCUCACAUUUUACUUAAACGUGUACAUCAUCUCUGUUUACCAGAAGGUAUAAUCAUGAUGCCAUAUUUACCUGUUUGUUGUUGUCAUGUUGUUGUUGUUACUGUUUUAUUGUCUGUUCUGAUUCAGAUGUAUAAUAAUAAUAAUAAUCACAUCACAGGUGCCGUGUGAGUAAAAGUGUUAUGGCCAAGAAAUAAAAUACUUCUCAAGCACUUUUAAA
Molecule: messenger RNA, 2490 nt
Organism: Synchiropus splendidus (mandarinfish)
Lineage: Eukaryota; Metazoa; Chordata; Actinopteri; Syngnathiformes; Callionymidae
Product: copine-3-like
Exons: 17
Coding region: 178-1776 (532 amino acids)
Biological process (GO): ERBB2 signaling pathway; cellular response to calcium ion
Cellular component (GO): plasma membrane
Molecular function (GO): receptor tyrosine kinase binding; calcium-dependent phospholipid binding
Source: RefSeq, a predicted model, not a curated record